ACAGGUGGCUGGUGAAUAAAUACUGAUAGAGAAUUACAAACUCGAUAAAAAUCUCUAUAGCAAUCAUCAACCAAAAUGAAUUUAUAAGUUCAGCGCAGUAUUUCCUGAACUAUGGCAACAAUUUCAGUGGCGUUAGCUAUUAUCUUAUCUUUCUGCGAUCAAAUUAUAGCCUCGGAAGGUGAGCAGGAAAAUAUUCACUGGUGGAGUGAGUGGUUUCAAGGUCAUAAUAACGAAGAUUGGUACAUCAUGGACGCGGAUUUUGAGAACAUUUUGAGCUCAAUCGAAGACGAGGCAGCGCGCGAGCUCACAGAAAAAUGGCACGAUGUAUGCUCACCCAAUUUAAACUACUGUCAGACAGACGGCGAUUGUUCGGGAGCUGAAACAUGCGUGGACUACGAAUGCAUUUCAAGUAUCGAUUCAUCCGACUACUACCACUGGGAGUGCUCGCUUGACUCUGACUGCGGCUCGAGUGGGAAAUUAGUCUGUUGCAAAGACGGAAGCUUCUGGAAUCCUUCUAGUGGGGGAGGGGGACUGUGUUGUCACAAGAGUGUUCGGGACCAUUAUGAGACACUGCCGUGUGUGGCUCACGAUGACUGUUGUUCCCAUAAUGCUAUGUCAUACUGUUGCAACUGGAAUACUGGAGAUACGCAUGGUACCUGUUGUACAUUUGAGCAGUACAACGCCAACAACAACCACCACGACUGUGGGGUCCAAAACGAUUUCCCAGCUACCCAGUGUGGACACCGCAUGGAGUGUUGUCCAGGGGUGGGGAUGGGGAAGGAGUUCCCCGACUACUGCUGCACCCCCGGAGAGUACCGUAUUCUGACUCAUGGAGGGGGAGGGUGUGGUUUUGACUACCACUGCUUCACUGGAAACUGCUGCGAACGAGGAGAGUGCUGCACAGGAAAAGAGAAACUAUUCGAAAGUCAAUCUUGUACGGUGGAUAGUGAAUGUUUCUUCAACCAAGAGUGCUGCUACGACGAAGACAUCAAAAAGCGUCGCUGCUGUCACAAGGAAGAUGAUGAUGACGAUGCAGAUGACUACCUUUUGAUUGCCCUAGGAUUAGUGGUGGGGGUUGGAAUCAUGUUUGUGAUGUCUAUUGUUACAGCAGCGUGCAAAUGUGCAAAGAAAAACAGCCAGAAGUCGGCAAAACUUGCGGAGAGAGCGGCUAACAAAGCUCGGAAGAAUCGCAUAUCUCAAGAACCAACAGUACAACAGCCGCAACAACAUCCAGAUACAUAUCCUUAUUACAGUCAACAGCAGUACAUGGGUGCCGCGGCAUAUGGGCAUCAUCAUCAACUCCCAGAAACGCAACAAAACACUUCAUCUCCACACUUUACAGCCCACAUCCAAUACGCAAACAUGCAGCCGACUCAACCGCAACCAUUAUCAUACUCCACACUCGGACAACAACAGCCUAGCUGGCAAACACCUCAACCGAUGGCUUAUUCAAAUCCACCCCCUUUGAAUCCCAUUGGCUUUACAGCUCCAGCUCAACAACAGCAACAACAAUCGAGUCUUCCCCUUAGUCCUAAUCGACAACUGCCUCCUAUUACAGAGCCGAAACAACAGCCAGAGGUCAAUGACCUUCAACCGAAAAGACCACACAGCCUGAGAGACAGGGGACAAGAAAACUUUGGAUUUAUUCCAUCUUCGCAGCGAUAA
Molecule: messenger RNA, 1665 nt
Organism: Symsagittifera roscoffensis
Lineage: Eukaryota; Metazoa; Xenacoelomorpha; Acoela; Convolutidae
Exons: 7
Coding region: 112-1665 (517 amino acids)
Source: RefSeq, a predicted model, not a curated record